Molecule: messenger RNA, 2007 nt
Organism: Rhineura floridana
Lineage: Eukaryota; Metazoa; Chordata; Lepidosauria; Squamata; Rhineuridae
Gene: HAND2
Product: heart and neural crest derivatives expressed 2
Exons: 2
Coding region: 700-1377 (225 amino acids)
Biological process (GO): heart development; regulation of transcription by RNA polymerase II
Molecular function (GO): DNA-binding transcription factor activity, RNA polymerase II-specific; RNA polymerase II transcription regulatory region sequence-specific DNA binding; protein dimerization activity
Source: RefSeq, a predicted model, not a curated record
CCUAAACAUGUAGCUGUACAUGGAGACCAGGCUGGGAAAUUUGACCAGUGCCCUACGCAGCUCCGAGACUGGAAAGCCCUUAGAGUGUUACUUUUUUCCCCGUCCCCAGCUUCUUCUUCAUCGUCCUCUCGUCAGUUCCUCCGCCGGAGCGAGGCAGAGUUGCGGAUUUCCCGGAGAGGCCGGCUGUCUGCGUCCUCUUCCCCCACCGCUAACUAAAUAAUGGAGGAAAAAUAAUGGGAGCCCUCGUUCUUUAACCGUAGGAGCCGCGGCUCGUCCAGGGAGUAGAAGGGACUGGAGACAGUGGGCAGGCCUUCGGAAACGAUUCGGCCAAGCGGGGGCUGCUGCAGAAAAUGCAGGUGUAAGUAAACAUCCACCCUCGGCCUGGCUUCUUGAAAAAAAUCCCUCUAAAGGCCAAGAAGAGCGCAAAGGCAAGGCAGCGCGUGCAGCUAACCUCGGGGCCAGGGGGCGGGGUUCCCUUUUUUGAGGGUGGGGGGCUGCUCCCUUUUCUUGCUUUGACCAUCCAGCCCCCCUCCUCCCGCAUGAGUGCUGCCGAGGGAGGCCCUGAUCCUGCCUCCAGGGGGCCCUGGGGACUCUGCCGCUCUCCUCCUAUGGCGACCAGCCUGUGAUAAGGAGGGGAUCUUCUCGGGAGUUGAGAUCCAGGGCACAGGAUUGGGGUCGGGGGGCGCCCGGGCCCCGGCGAUGAGUCUGGUGGGGGGCUUCCCCCACCACCCGGUGGUCCACCAUGAGGGCUAUCCCUUCGCCGCCGCUGCCGCUGCCGCUGCUGCUGCCGCCGCCAGCCGCUGCAGCCACGAGGAGAAUCCGUACUUCCACGGCUGGCUGAUCAGCAGCCAUCCCUCCGAGAUGUCUCCGCCCGACUACAGCAUGGCGCUCUCCUACAGCCCCGAGUACGCUAACGGAGCGCCGGGCCUGGAGCAUCCUCACCACUACGUAGGCGGCGUGCCCCCCCCGGGCAGCGGCGGCGGGCCGCCCGGCCUAGGGGGCGGCCCCCGUCCGGUCAAGCGCCGCGGCACGGCCAACCGCAAGGAGAGGCGCAGGACUCAGAGCAUAAACAGCGCCUUCGCUGAGCUCCGCGAGUGCAUCCCCAACGUGCCGGCCGACACCAAGCUCUCCAAGAUCAAGACGCUGCGCUUGGCCACCAGCUACAUCGCCUACCUCAUGGACCUCCUGGCCAAGGACGAAGCCAACGGCGAGGCCGAGGCCUUCAAGGCUGAGAUCAAGAAGACCGACGUCAAGGAGGACAAGAGGAAGAAGGAGCUGAACGAGAUCCUGAAAAGCACAGUUAGCAGCAACGACAAGAAGACGAAAGGGCGGACUGGCUGGCCGCAGCACGUGUGGGCUCUGGAGCUCAAGCAGUGAGGUGCUGCGAGCCCUGCUGGAGGAUCUUCGAGGGAGCGCUCGUCGAGCUGAGGACUUUUCUGUUGUUGUUUUGGAAUCGUCUGGUUUAUUUAUGUGCAAUUUCCCUCCCCCUCCCCCCCAGUCUCGCCUUUCAAAUGCGGAUCUUGGAAGAAAAGCAUUCCAGAUUUGAAUCUAGGAAGAGGAAAACUCCGGCGUGGUAAGGGGGUAAUGUCUCCAUAGUUAUUAUUUUUUCUCGCCCCAUGAAUGUUAUUUUUGCUUUAUUUGUAUAGAACACACGGAACAGAGGGGGAAAAAAUCUCGCAGGCAUUAGUGUGUUAUGUGAAGUGUCUGUGUUUAAUAUUUGCCCUGUCGGAUAAACACGUUGAUGGGAAUCUCAGUUCCAAGGAGGUCCCCACCUGGGUUCAGUUCGGGGCUUCGGCGUUUUGUUCUCGCCAUUGUGGUCGCUCAAGAGUUGGAAGAGAUUUUCGACAGCUCUUUGUUAAUGUGCACUUCGGUCCUUAAGGAAGCAAAGCAAACAUUAAAAAUGUAAAAAAAGAGAGAGAGAGAAAAUCAUCCGUGGAGCUGAAUUUAAUAACUGAAAGGUGUAAACGCUGUACGUAUUCAAUAAACCACUGUGUGUGUUUUUUUUAA